Molecule: messenger RNA, 2492 nt
Organism: Mastomys coucha (southern multimammate mouse)
Lineage: Eukaryota; Metazoa; Chordata; Mammalia; Rodentia; Muridae
Gene: Adck2
Product: aarF domain containing kinase 2
Exons: 8
Coding region: 396-2243 (615 amino acids)
Cellular component (GO): mitochondrion
Source: RefSeq, a predicted model, not a curated record
GAAGCCGCGAGCAACGCUGGCCUAGACGCUCAGUGCUCUCUCUGCCUGGCUGUGACUCCGGGCUCCGUGCUGGUCCAGUGCGGUCGGGUCGGCGUCUCCGCCUAGGGUUCCCGGGAACCUGGACCGUCCUCCCGCGGCCCUCUGAGGCUUUGCCGUCCUCUCUAGGCCGCGGGUCCGCAUCUCCAUCCCUGGUGCUUGGCGACUCCGGGCACUCUGAGCUCUGGCGCUGGACAGCUUGUCACCCGGGGUCCUCGGCUCAGGUCCCCGUUCCCGCGUCCCGAGUUGCGCUGGGGGGGGGGCGCGGUCCGACUCCUCCCCGCUUCGCCACGGAGUGUCUCCACAAUGGCUUCACUUUAGGUAGAGGGCUAGCAGCUUAGGCCGGGGGUCUGGAGAGGAUGGUGACCCCCUGGCGCUUGUCUGUCAGGGUCUACUUGUCACACUUAAGAUGCUUUGAGUUCAGAAAGGAACUUGGGCUUUCCAGACCCCUGGGAUGCUCUCGCAAUGCCAGACUAUGUUGGUUUCUGCUAGGUACUUUGCCCAAAUUCAUCUCGGCCCAUGGCAGUGUUGGAGAGGGGGCGCCUGGCAGCUUGUGCCAGAGAAAGACUCAUUGGAGUGAUCUGGCGGAAAAUGGACUAGUGGAGAAGGUGGCCCAAGAAGGGCCUCUGGCCCGCGUCUUACUGUGUUUCCGCCUAGGGCUCCGUGCUGGUGUGCUCUUGGCGAAAUUCUUUCCCCUCCUCUUCUUCUACCCUCUCACCUACCUGGCUCCUGGCCUCUCCACCCUCUGGCUCCAUCUGCUUUUCAAAGCUACAGAGACCUCAGGCCCAACAUAUAUCAAAUUGGGCCAGUGGGCCAGCACCCGGCGCGAUCUCUUUUCAGAGGCGUUCUGUGCCCAGUUCUCCAAGCUGCAUGUCCAGGUGACCCCCCACCCUUGGGCAAGGACGGAAUACUUACUCCAGCAGGCAUUUGGGGAGGAUUGGGGCAGCCUCCUCUUUUUUGAAACCCGGAAACCUGUGGGUUCAGGUUGUGUGGCCCAAGUGUACAAAGCGUUCGCUAGUAUUUCCUUGCUGGAGAAAGACAGAAUCUGGAGACUUGGGGAGCUCUCUGCCCCAGGAACCAGGGCUGUCGGGAUGCAGAGAGAGCCCUUUAUGAAAGACUGGAAGCCUUCAGAAAACCUUGCCGACGAAGCAUUUCUAGAAAAGCUGCUUUUCUCCAAAGCUGACCUUCGUAGGUCAGAAGUGGGUGUACCUCAGGCUCCUGGCCAUCUACCUAAGUCAGAUCACCUCAUCCCAGUGGCAGUGAAAGUGUUACACCCAGGCUUGCUCUCUCAGGUGUACAUGGAUCUACUGCUGAUGAAGAUUGGCAGCAAAGCCCUGGGGCUUUUACCAGGAGUCAAAUGGCUUAGCUUGCCUGAGAUCGUGGACGAAUUUGAGAAGCUCAUGGUCCAUCAGAUAGACCUGCGCUAUGAAGCUCAGAAUCUAGAACACUUUCAGCACAACUUUCAGGACAUGACAUCUGUGAAAUUCCCCACCCCGCUGCACCCCCUCAUCACUAGGGAUAUACUGGUGGAAACAUAUGAAGAGAGUGUUCCAGUGUCCAGCUACCAGCAGGCUGGGAUUCCCACCGAUCUGAAGAAGAAGAUUGCACAGCUAGGGAUCAACAUGCUUUUGAAGAUGAUAUUUGUGGAUAACUUUGUGCACGGAGACCUACACCCUGGAAACAUACUGGUCCAGGGUGCUGAUGGAGUGUCCCCAAGCCUGGAGAUGCAACAGCAGCAGGUGAAUGACACACUGAUGGCUACCAUAGCGCCUGCCCUGUGCCCACUGCGCCUGGUGCUGCUGGAUGCUGGCAUUGUGGCAAAAUUGCAGGCUUCUGACCUGAGGAAUUUCCGGGCAGUUUUCCAGGCUGUAGUGAUGGGGCAGGGCCACAGAGUGGCUGAGCUUAUGCUGCAUCAUGCUCAGGCCAACGAGUGCAAGGAUGUGGAAAGGUUCAAGGCUGAGAUGGCUACACUGGUGACUCAGGCCAGGAAGAACAUCGUCACACUGGAAAAGCUUCAUGUUUCCAGCCUCCUGUCCAGUGUCUUUAAGCUACUGAUGACCCAUAAGGUAAAGCUGGAGAGCAACUUUGCCUCCAUUGUGGUUGCCAUCAUGGUGCUGGAGGGGCUCGGCCGCUCACUGGACCCCACGCUGGACAUCCUAGAGGCAGCAAGGCCCUUCCUCCUCAAAGGGACAUCGUGCUUCCUGUGACAGUGGCAGUGUGCACACAGUGAAGGCAGAUCCCCAGGGUCUGUCCUUUGGCAGCUGAGACACCUAAAGUUGGGAUGUGUGGCAGAAUCACCACCAUUUUCCCAGUGACCUAGCUUCAGGGUCUGUUUAAAAAACUUUGGGUUAUUUUAGGGUGUAAAGGGAGGGAAGCUGACACUGGUGCCAGAGACAGACACUAUUUCAGGAAAAAUAGUCUGUAGAAGAAGACAAAAUACAUUUACUUAAUUUGUU